CCCACCAACUUUAAUCUGCAGGUUCUUUCAUGAGUUUCCAUAAUGUGGUUCUCAAGACCUCAGAGGUAUCAAGCUCUCGACGAAGAAGAGAAACCACUCCAACAAGACAACUCAUCUUCAGACUCUCUUCCAACCCCACGUCGAGUAUCUUUCCAAGAUGACUUUCUCCCGAGAAGAUACUGGCGAUAUCUCAUCUGUCUCUCGAUCAUUAACUUCCUCAUCCUCGUAACCUCCUGUGUUCUCCUCCUAAGCUGGUUCAUCAACGCUCCUCAUGGCCGAAAUGCGCUCCUCAAAGCAACUGACUCAUUUAUAGCCCCCGUCCUCGACAAACUCACCAUCUCCACCUCCGUAAAAAUGAUGAACGCAACCCUCUACCCAGGCCCCAACCCCUCCCUCGCCCGCCAAAAACCCAACCCCGAAGUCGAUGCCUGGUGGGACGAACUGGAACUCCUGCGCACCAUCCCCAUCACCAAAGCCCAAGUCCUAAAGCUCGGCAAGGAUCCCGAGAUUGUCGCCAAAUUCGAUGAUGAAUAUUGGGGAUUGGGAGACGAUGCUUAUAUGGCGCAGGUUGAUGUUUUUCACCAAAUGCAUUGCCUCAACCAACUCCGGAAAUUGAUUUACCCAACUUACUACAAUUAUACCCAAAACGACAUCCACCACGCGGAGCUCUGGUACGUGCAUCUGAAUCACUGCGUCGACGUAUUGGCGCAGAACCUUAUGUGUACCGGUAACACGGAUCUCUACACCUUGAACUGGAUGGAAACACAAGGGUAUCCGUUUCCGGACUUCAACAUCAACCAUCAAUGUAGGGACUUUGACGCCUUGUUAGAGUGGAGGAAGAAAGAGAGUGUUGACUUAGAUAAAUGGGUUGCGCAGAAAAAACCAGAGGGUGCGAAGCAGGUUGAGCCGAGUGAGGGCAUUAAGCAGCUGUUGAGUGCAGAACAUGAGAAGGCAGGAUGGGGGAGUGAUUGGCAUAGUCAUGGACAUGGCUGAAGAAGAAAUUCUGUAUAUAUUGAUUUUGCUCGUAAUGU
Molecule: messenger RNA, 1031 nt
Organism: Mollisia scopiformis
Lineage: Eukaryota; Fungi; Ascomycota; Leotiomycetes; Helotiales; Mollisiaceae
Exons: 3
Coding region: 43-993 (316 amino acids)
Biological process (GO): mycotoxin biosynthetic process
Source: RefSeq, a predicted model, not a curated record